Messenger RNA from Trichoplusia ni (cabbage looper), 4116 nucleotides. RefSeq names its product protocadherin-16 (gene Cad96Cb). Gene Ontology annotation, biological process: homophilic cell-cell adhesion. The annotation marks the transcript as partial. The transcript is spliced from 11 exons. Lineage: Eukaryota; Metazoa; Arthropoda; Insecta; Lepidoptera; Noctuidae. Gene Ontology annotation, cellular component: plasma membrane. Gene Ontology annotation, molecular function: calcium ion binding. The record is from RefSeq and is a predicted model, not a curated record.
GCGAGGCGGAGGCGAGCGCUGCGCCCGCGCCGCCCACCAUCGCCGCCAUAGCGCUCUCCAUCAAGUCCCGGGGUGAGUGAGCACUCCGCGCACCACCACACCUGGCUCCAAGCAUGUCAACUACGGCAUUUUGUUGCCAUUGCAGAUUCACAGUGCCUAAAUCAGUUAUAAUUCGUACAUUUUGACAUCAUUGUUUUAUACCCUUAAUAAUUACAUAAGUAUGCAUAUUUUGUCGGUCGUUGUGAAAAAGUCCUUGCAGUUCAUCGACCUUUUGUGUUUAAAUUUGCGUGUCACGAAGGAAACUAUUUCCCUGCAAGGUGUAUGUUACCUGUUGAAGUGUGUAGCACGCCAUUCACAUAUCAAACUAUUAUACAAGGUUUAUUGUUUCUUUUUCAUUAUUUUAUUGUUCGUAGAUUGCACCAGUAGUUAGAACACAUUCAACUUGAUGAACACUCCAUAUAUUAUUUGCAAGCGUAAUGUAUAUAAUUAACAAUUAAUUCUGUUAGUCGCUUCAGUCUCGGGCCACUUUCACUGGCCGGUCAUUAUUUGCGAUGAAACUAUGCGGACGCUCCGCGCGGUAUCUAUUGUAACUUAUUAUAAUGAAGCCGGCCGCGUCGCGGGAGCAGAUGCGGUUAUAGGCAGCAGCGCGGCCUGCGGUGACAGAGUGCCUUCGUGAUAGGUCGCGGAGGAAAUGACUGCCAUCAACGUAAUUGUCAGGGAAAGUGACGAGCUGUACGAGAGUGCGUCUUUGAAACCGUUUAAAUACAGAAAUUGACGAAAUUCCUUUCGUUAAGGUUAAACUCAUCUACGGAAGUGGAAACCAGUCACGUAUCGUGUUAUAAAAGUUGGACGCAUCUUCCAUGUUAAUGAGUGCUCUCCUUCAUCAAUCGUAUCGUAUCCGAACGUAGACUGUAUAAUAAUCUAUGAUAUUGUAAAUAUCAACAUGUGAUGUACAAGCAGUGUGGCUGUGAUAUAUGCUCGUGACCCGCAGUCCAUCGCCUUGCGUCUGCAUGAGUCACACAGUUCGGUUCACGCUCCGCCGCGCGGCGCCUCUACUUUUUGUGCCAGCCGCACUUCUUUCGUCUACACCCGCUUAAUAGACUUGUUGGAAACAAUGACACAUGUAAGGAUAUUAGGAAACACUCUGAAAUAUCCUUUCUGAACGUUUUUUAGUUUGUAAUUCAUUUAUGAUAAUUAUUCAUAUUCGCAGGUACUUACUUCAAUAAUGAGUAUAGUGUAUUCAUUUCGUGAUUAUGCUUACGAAACCUCUUAAUAAUUAUAGUUUACGUAAUAAUCUUUCAUAUCGUAACACUUUUUUGCGAAUAAAGGAAAGAAAACAUUGGGUCUAAGUUAAUAAAACUGCCAGACACAAAAAUCUGAAGUCCCAUAUUUUAUAGUGAUUUGCAUAUUCAUUUAUUAAAGGCAGUAAUCUAUAUAAGUGGGAAGUGGGUAAACGUUCGGUUACGAGGAGGAAGUGACCCGCCACCCUGUCGGGCCGCCCCGAGCGCCCCGCGCCCGUGCCCCGGAUAGAUAAGUGGACGCGUACCGCGACCUGCUUCGGAAAAAGCGUUCCACUAAACGAUAUAUAUGUAGUAGUAAUAUCUAUUCUAUUCUAUUGGUUUUUUUAAUAAUCGAAGACACCUUUACCGACCCACAUUUUGUGAAAUAUUGGUUUUUAAUAUUAUUUUGAUUAUUUUAGUAGUGACCUGAAAAUGCUGAGUCAGAUACGACUAAUGUAUUUAUAUCUAUUCUGAUUAUUCUAGAGUCUAGAUAAUAAAUAGUACGAUAUUGUUAAAAGCUUACGUUUUUAUGUAGUAGUUAGUUUUUAGUAGAUAGACUUUGGUUUUGAUCCACAAUCGAGUUUAAUAUAAUAAUAUAUUGUCAGAAUGUCAUACAGCGUUGCCAGUUUCUUUUUUUGACAAGCCGGGACUUAGGUGCUUUUUGAGUGAAAAUAGCGGGAUUCUUCCGUCAGAGGCGGGACAUAGUAAAAACACGUACUUAUAAUCAAAGGUUUUCAAGUAUUAAUCUUUUUAUUUGACAUAAAAUUACGUUGAUGUUUGAUGUUCGAUGUUCCGCGCGCGAACAAAACAUAAGCAAACUAGUGUAACUUAACACCGCGAAAAAUAUCGAGCUAAUUUGUACUUGGUGUGAAUUUGCCCCGGGCGACAGUGACGGUGACGCUACGCCAAUGGUUUCAAACAAUAAUCUGUGCGAAUCCUACGAAAGGCGUACGGUCAAGUUCUCUCCGAAAAGCGGGACCGAGCCUGUCCUGCGCGGGACAUUUAAAUUUCAUAUAAAAACGGGACGUCCCGCCAAAAUCGGGACGUCUGGCAACGCUGAUGUCAUACCAAAUAAAAUAUGUUUUUUUUUAUUUAUUGUUGAGAUCAUAGAAAUCGAACUAAUCUUAUUAUUUAGAUUUCUAUGGUUGAGAUCGUUUGUAACAAACUUGUGUCGUUUUUGUAUGUGCAGCGCACUCUGAAGCUGGACCUAGGCUCGGAGGUAAACACGAUCCAGGACAGCCGGUGCUACCUCAUGAACGGUGGAGCUGUAGAGAGCUUCUUCAUCAGCGAGGACACGCCUGUUGGAAGUGUUAUUGGUAGUUUGAGUGUAAAUGGAGACCCUUCCGAGGAGCAAGGGGACAUCACCCUGCGGCUGCAGGAGAAGGGCGCGGCGGUGGGCAUCGCGCCCGGCACCAAGAACCUGACGCUGCUGCGCGCGCUCGACCGCGAGGAGCAGCGCGGGCCUUCCAAUGUGUACGUCAACGUGCGCUGCGACAGGCGCCGGACUACCGACCCGAGCUUCAUAAUCCCAGUGUCGGUGCGCGUGUGGGACGUGAACGACAACGCGCCGGUGUGGGUGGGCGCGCCCUACAGCGUGCGCCUGUCCGAGCUGACGGCGGUGGGCGCGCGGGUGACGGUGGGGGCGCGCGCCAGCGACGCCGACCAGCCCGGACCGCACGCCACCAUACACUACUCCGUACUGCCCGGCCCGCAUCAUGAGUACCUAGGAUUUCCCAAUGAACUGGACAGCGUGCUGAUCGUUAAGAAGCCCCUGGACUACGAGACCCUGAGGAACUUCACGGUGACGCUGCGCGCGCAGGAUUCAGGCUCGCCGCCGCUGCACAACGACACGCAGCUGCACGUGCAGGUCCUGGACGCAGACGAUCAGAACCCGAAGUUCACGCAUGAGCAUUACACCGCAGUGUUGCCCGAAGAUGCCAAAGAGGGUACUUUGCUGGCAACUUCGCCCGGACCAAUCUCAGCCGCAGACCAGGACACUGGAAUCAACGCCCCGUUGCAGUACUCGGUGACCGGUGACAACGGUCGUCUGCUGGUCGUCGACAAGGACACGGGGCAGAUUUCCGCCACCAAACAGCUGAUUGAGGAGCUAAAUCAACCUGUUACCGUUGUUUUAAAGGCGACGCAGGUGGACAACUCUGACCGCUACGCGCUGGCGACGGUGAGCGUGUCUGGCGGCGGCGCGGGCGCGGUGCGGUUCCGGCGGCGCCAGUACGCGGCCGCCGUCAGCGAGGCCGCCGCGCCCGGACACGUGCUGCUCACGCUGCACACCGCGCCGCCGCCCGCCCGAGCCACGCAGAAUAAUCUACAGUUCUACGUGUCAGACCGUUCGUUUUUGGACAAGUUUGCGAUCAACAGCGCAGGCGAAGUUGUCCUGAGACGACCGCUAGACUACGAAACAGCUGACUCGUACAACUACCAGGUCAUGGUGACGGAUGGAAUAAGCAACGACACGGCAUCGAUAAACAUCUCCGUGGUGAACGUGAACGAGUGGGAGCCCCGGUUCCGCUACCCGCAGUACGAGUUCCGCGUAGAGCAGGACCCGCAGCGUGACGCCGAGCUGCUGCCCGUGGGCCGCCUCGACGUGUUCGACGGCGACAAGCGGGACAACGUCACGCUCACGCUGCGCGGCUCCGGCGCAGAUAUGCUGUACAUAAACUCAACUGGUGACAUGUACCUGCGCGCGGGUGCGCUGCGCUCUCUGAACGCGUCCGUCCUGCACGUCGUGGCCACCGCCGUCGACUCAGGCGCUCCUCCUCGACAGACGUCGGUCCCUGUGACGGUGCACGUGAGCGAGCGCCUGCUGCAGGCGGGGGGC